This is a messenger RNA of Planococcus citri (citrus mealybug), 4901 nucleotides long. RefSeq names its product calcium-activated potassium channel slo (gene slo). The coding region runs from base 547 to 3948 and encodes 1133 amino acids. Gene Ontology annotation, biological process: potassium ion transmembrane transport. The transcript is spliced from 26 exons. Gene Ontology annotation, cellular component: postsynaptic membrane. The record is from RefSeq and is a predicted model, not a curated record. Lineage: Eukaryota; Metazoa; Arthropoda; Insecta; Hemiptera; Pseudococcidae. Gene Ontology annotation, molecular function: large conductance calcium-activated potassium channel activity.
UUUCUCGUUUCUUUCGAACAAACCCAACGGCGGACAAAUCGUUGCCUAGUUACUUCUACACAUUUCAACGUUAGUACAGUGGAGUACUUUACUCGGUACUGACACACUGAGUUACUCGGUCGUAAGUGAAGUACGGAGAGUGGAUUGUGAAGUGGUGCAGUGGUGUCGCCGACAUUUUGGUUUUGAUUUCGAUUUUGGUUUUAACCUGCUCAAGACCCCGUGUGUUUUACCUAGGUAUAUGGCGACGCAAAUUUUGCGAGCUUUUUAAGAAGACCACGACGACACAUCGAAGUUUCGCAGCCAAAAGGACGAACGGACGGAAGAUCAGCUCGAAAAUGGUGGCCGUAGUUGUACCUGUGCCUGUAGUAUUUGUGCCUGUGCUUACGCCUGUGCCCGUACCCCUGCCCGCGUCCAGACCGGUGUCGAGUACGCGUUAUGAAUAACGUUGGCCGAGAUCGUUUUGCAAACAGAACCGUGUUUCGAUACGAUUCUCCAUUAAAAUGAUCACGUGAAAAGAGUAGAAAACGUCAACGCACAGCGCCAAAAAUGCCCGAGAAAAUAUCCGAAUGCUUGGUGGUGCUGAAAGACCAUUUCGAGCAGCCAGUGCCCACGCAAAACGAAUGCCUGGAGGAUCGAAAAUGGUGGUUUUUCUUGCUCUCCAGUAUCUUCACCUUUCUACUCGGAUUACUCAUCGUGCUGCUGUGGAGAGCGUUUUCGUUCUUAUGCUGCCGCAAAGAGCCCGAUCCGUGUCAGCACGAUCAACUUGCCAAGAAGGAGCCCAAGAAUUCCAGGCAGCAGAAGCAAGAGUUCGAGGGCACUUUUAUGACCGAAGCCAAAGACUGGGCUGGCGAGUUGAUUUCCGGUCAGACAACAACUGGAAGAAUUUUGGUUGUCCUUGUGUUCAUUUUAAGCAUCACUUCGUUGAUAAUUUAUUUCAUCGACGCUUCCAGUGAAGAAGUUGAGCGAUGCGUUGGAUGGAGCGAGAACUUUACUCAACAAAUCGAUCUGGCAUUCAACAUCUUUUUUAUGGUUUAUUAUUUUAUCAGGUUCAUAGCUGCCAGUGAUAAAUUAUGGUUCAUGUUGGAAAUGUACUCGUUCGUCGAUUAUUUCACCAUUCCGCCGUCUUUCGUGUCUAUAUAUUUGGGAAGAACGUGGAUCGGGCUGAGAUUUCUGAGAGCUUUAAGAUUGAUGACAGUUCCGGACAUUUUACAGUACCUGAAUAUACUAAAGACAUCGAGCUCGAUACGAUUAGCACAACUUGUAUCUAUUUUCAUAUCGGUAUGGUUGACAGCAGCUGGAAUCAUUCAUUUGCUGGAGAACUCGGGCGAUCCUUUCGAGUUCAAAAAUCCGCAACAGCUUUCGUACUGGACUUGCGUUUACUUUUUAAUCGUUACCAUGUCUACCGUAGGUUACGGUGAUGUUUAUUGUCAGACUAUUUUAGGCCGUACAUUCCUUGUUUUUUUCCUACUAGUUGGUUUGGCAAUUUUUGCGAGUUGUAUUCCAGAAAUUAUCGAUUUAAUUGGCACUAGGCCAAAAUACGGUGGAACGCUGAAAAACGAACGUGGUAGAAGGCAUAUUGUCGUCUGUGGCCAUAUUACGUACGAGUCGGUUUCACAUUUCUUAAAAGACUUUUUGCACGAAGAUAGAGAAGAUGUAGACGUCGAAGUAGUAUUUUUACACAGGAAACCGCCAGAUUUGGAAUUAGAAGGUCUUUUCAAGAGACAUUUUACUACGGUAGAAUUUUUCCAAGGAUCGAUUAUGAAUCCUAUCGAUCUGCAGAGAGUCAAAGUGCACGAAGCGGAUGCUUGUCUUGUACUAGCUAACAAAUACUGCCAAGAUCCGGAUGCCGAAGAUGCUGCCAACAUAAUGAGAGUAAUAUCGAUUAAAAAUUACUCGGAUGAUAUACGAGUUAUCAUACAGUUGAUGCAGUAUCACAAUAAGGCUUAUUUGUUGAAUAUUCCCUCGUGGGAUUGGAAGCAAGGAGACGAUGUCAUUUGUUUGGCCGAAUUAAAGCUGGGAUUCAUAGCUCAAAGUUGUUUAGCUCCAGGAUUUUCCACCAUGAUGGCGAAUCUGUUCGCUAUGAGGUCGUUUAAAACGUCGCCAGAUACCCAAGCGUGGCAAAACGAUUACUUGCAAGGCACAGGCUGUGAAAUGUAUACAGAAACGUUAUCGCCAUCGUUUACCGGAAUGACAUUCCCGCAAGCAAGCGAGUUAUGCUUCACAAAACUGAAACUACUCCUAUUAGCGAUCGAAAUUAAAGGCGAAGGAGGUAAAGACAGCAAAAUAUCGAUAAAUCCUCGCGGCGUCAAGAUCAUGCCAAGCACUCAAGGCUUUUUCAUCGCUCAGUCAGCCGAUGAAGUGAAAAGAGCGUGGUUUUUCUGCAAAGCUUGCCAUAUCGAUAUCAAAGACGAAACGUUGAUUAAAAAAUGCAAAUGCAAACUUUGUGAUGUCGGCAAAGAUAAAGACGAUUAUGCCGGAAAGAAUCAGAAGUUAUUAUAUAACGCCAUAGACGCGUCCGCUAAGCAGAAUUUCUCCAAAGUUCCCUUCAAAAACGAAACAGAUCUGAGUGUUGCGAGGACUAAUCACGAUAGGAAUCCAGAUACUUCCACUUACGCCGGAUAUCAUUUAGCUUACGAAGUGAAAAAGCUCAUGCCUACUAACCGAGGCUCGGUGGGUAGCGAUAUGAAAAAUAACACGCUGCAGGUAGGCAUCGCUGACGACCAAGCCAAAGAUUUCGACUUCGAGCGUACCGAAAUGAAAUACGACUCGACCGGCAUGUUUCACUGGAGUCCGUCCAGAAAUCUGGAAGAAUGUAUACUAGAUAGGAAUCAAGCUGCGAUGACUGUGCUGAACGGGCACGUGGUAGUGUGCCUUUUCGCUGACCCUGAUUCGCCGUUAAUCGGUUUAAGAAACUUGGUGAUGCCUUUGAGAGCUUCCAAUUUCCAUUAUCACGAAUUGAAACACGUCGUUAUCGUGGGCGCCGUCGAGUAUAUCAGAAGAGAGUGGAAAAUGUUGCAAAAUUUACCAAAAAUAUCUGUCUUGAAUGGAUCGCCGUUGAGCAGAGCGGAUUUAAGAGCGGUCAACGUGAACUUGUGCGAUAUGUGUGUUAUAUUAUCGGCCAAAGUGCCCAGUAACGACGACCCUACGUUGGCUGACAAAGAAGCUAUAUUGGCGUCGUUGAAUAUUAAAGCGAUGACUUUCGACGACACUAUCGGCGUUCUUAGUCAAGAGGAAUCAGGCACUAAGUACCAACAACCUGAAGGUAUCAAUUGCACAGGCGGACCAAUCAUUUUACAAAGAAGAGGUUCUGUGUAUGGAGCUAAUGUGCCAAUGAUAACAGAACUCGUCAACGACAGCAACGUGCAAUUUUUGGAUCAAGAUGACGAUGACGAUCCAGAUACCGAGUUGUACUUGACGCAGCCAUUCGCAUGUGGUACUGCGUUUGCCGUCAGUGUGCUCGAUUCGCUCAUGUCUACGACAUAUUUCAAUCAAAAUGCACUGACACUGAUCAGAUCGUUGAUCACUGGAGGAGCUACCCCCGAACUAGAGUUGAUAUUGGCCGAAGGAGCUGGUCUACGAGGCGGCUACAGCACAUCAGACAGUUUAUCAAAUCGAGAUCGUUGCCGAGUGGGUCAGAUAUCGCUGUAUGACGGUCCUCUAGCCCAGUUUGGCGAAAAUGGAAAAUAUGGCGACUUGUUCGUGAACGCGCUGAAAUCGUACGGAAUGCUGUGUAUAGGCUUGUAUAGAUACCUUUUUCGUAGGUUCCGCGAUACGAGCUCGUCUUGCGACGCGUCUUCUAAACGUUAUGUGAUCACCAAUCCGCCGGAUGACUUUCAAUUGUUACCAACCGAUCAAGUUUUCGUACUGAUGCAGUUCGAUCCUGGACUGGAGUAUAAGCCGAAUCAUAAAGGAGGCUCGUCCAGAGGAGGCAAAGAUGAUAAUUCCUGACUUUUGCUGUGUAGCGCGCUCACCGAUGGUCCGUACUCUUACAUUUAAAGCAUCUUAAAUCAUACCACUCCUCCUCCUCCUGCUCGUUCGAUCACAUUGAUUUUCAAAAUAACCACCAAGGCCUAAUUUCGACCCAAAACGAACCAAUGUCAGUCGAGUUCACUUCAUUAUAGUGUUUUUAUUCUCUACCUCUGUCGAGCUUACAUCGUUAACACAGGGUUUAAACUAAAUUCAACUGUGAUCUCAUUAAUACAUCGAUGUAUGUACGUAUACAAUCACGCUGACUUGCUCAAAAUCUCUAUUCGAUCCUUCUCAUUCAGAGGCCUACGCAAACUCGUAUAUUGAUGAAAAAACAAAACCAAAAAAACAGACAGAAAACAUAUUCAAAAAAGGUAGAGGAGGAAGAGGAGAAAUUUAAGAUGAUGAGAUACGGAUUAUCAGUGGGCGUUGCUACACUUUCCAUAAAUGGAUUAAACUUUUGCGAAACUCAUUCAUAACUUAUAAGCAAAGCUAACAGACGACGAAGCGUCUUUUCCGUUUUUAUUUUAUUUCCGUUUCCGAUGCCACGAUGCCAUCGCUGUUGGUAGACGUUUAGAAGUACCCAAUUUUGUUUUUACGUAUUAUUAUCGUUAUCAUCAUUAUUAUUAUUUCAUUUGUUUAUUCAUUUCCCUUUUCUCUUUUUUUUUUUUUUUUUUUGAAAAAUUUUGACUUGGCAGCUCGCUAUUAUAUGAAUGUUUUGUUUGAUGUACCUAGAUGAAAAAUGUAAUACGACGCUUAUUGUUAUUUAUUAUGUACCAGUUGAACAAUUUUGUACUUAUUCGUUAAGUUUUACAAGUUUCCCCUCCUACUUUUUUUUUGUUUCGUUAUUCAAUUUAUGCCCCGUUUAACGAGGUUGUAAAUAUCACUCGAAUUUUUGUAAAUUUUACGCGCAAUAAAAAUACGUUACUCGAGAA